AUGCCACAAUUAGUACCUUUCUACUUUCUUAAUUUAUUAACUUUCGGUAUAUUAGCUAUUAGUAUAUUAUUAUACUUAGUUUCUACUAUUAUUUUACCUAAUAUUUUAAGAUUAUUAGUUGCUAGAACUCUUAUAACUAAAUUAUAA
Molecule: messenger RNA, 147 nt
Organism: Debaryomyces hansenii CBS767
Lineage: Eukaryota; Fungi; Ascomycota; Pichiomycetes; Serinales; Debaryomycetaceae
Source: the annotation of a RefSeq genome assembly